CAAGCGAAAGUGAGGGUUUAUCAGAAGGGAAGAAAGAAGCGAGAGUGGAGCAAAGAGACAGCAACUUUUUUGUAGGGGCAAGAACAGAUGAAGGAGGAGGAAGUGGAGAGGCUGAGGGGAUUGGCUCAGGCCCUCUUCCUUGGGCACCAGUACCGCCGCGCCCUCCACCUACUCAACUCCUCUUCCAUCGUCCUUCGCGACCUGCGCUUCCGCUACCUUGCCGCCAAGUGCCUCGAGGAGCUGAAAGAAUGGCACCAGUGCUUGACGAUGCUUGGCGAUGCUAAAGUGGAUGAGCACGGAAACGUUAAUAGCCCGAAGGAUUGCAGUCCUAUGUACUUGGACAAGGACGGAGAGGAUCAUGAAAUCAACGUAAGAGUCUUGUUUAUUGUUCAUCGCGGAAUUUAAGCACAGUAAUCUCCCAAUUGCUGUUGGGGGUUUGUGAUGGUAACACCUUUAUAGUUUUGUGCUUUAAGAAAAAAAUAGACCUUUAGUGGUUAUACCGCUAUUAAUCAAGGUUGCCAUUUUUUUCAUUAAAUUUAGAAGUUUUCUGCAAAAACUUACGUAUAUCUAUCAGUCCAUCUGUCUCCAUUGUAAGCAAUUUAAAAUUAUUGCAAAAAUGCUUUAAUUGCAACAAUCUUUUAGUUGUCUCUAGUUAAAGCACGAUAAAAUUUGUUGGAUUAGCACUGGAGGUCAUUGCAACAAUGUUUUAUAUGAAUCCUGCUUAAACAUAAUAAAUUAGUUGUUUUUAGCUACAAAAUUGAGGUUAUAAGCUUUCCUAAGUUGCUAAUAUAAAUUGAAGUCACAUAUAAUGUGAAGCUAGGCUUUAAGCUUGAUUUCUCAAUAUAAAUGCCACACAAAAUUGGAUCAACUAUUUAUGUGAUGCAUGAGGAUUAAGUAUAUUGGGGUUGCAAAUGCAUCAUUGGAUGGAUGCAUGAUGAAAACAUACAUAAAAAUCACAAUGCAC
Messenger RNA from Dendrobium catenatum, 964 nucleotides. Its product is annotated as anaphase-promoting complex subunit 6-like. Lineage: Eukaryota; Viridiplantae; Streptophyta; Magnoliopsida; Asparagales; Orchidaceae. Gene Ontology annotation, molecular function: protein binding. The coding region runs from base 88 to 405 and encodes 105 amino acids. The transcript is spliced from 3 exons. The record is from RefSeq and is a predicted model, not a curated record.